This is a messenger RNA of Emiliania huxleyi CCMP1516, 1035 nucleotides long. RefSeq lists its product as hypothetical. NCBI's taxonomy places the organism in Eukaryota, Haptophyta, Isochrysidales, Noelaerhabdaceae. The coding region runs from base 1 to 1035 and encodes 344 amino acids. The record is from RefSeq and is a predicted model, not a curated record. The transcript has a single exon.
AUGCCUGCUGCCAUCGCCGCCGCCGCUGCCGCCAUCCGUGGGCCGCAGCAGGCCGCCUACGAGGAAGCAGGCUUCACUAGACGGAGCGUGCGGAUGCCGUCUGGCGAAGAGGUGUCCUAUCUCUCCCGCCGCAGCACCACUGACCCUCCCGAACGGUGUGUCGUCUUUCUGCACGGCAUGACCUCCGAUGCACUCGGCUCGGCGGCCGCCGUCGUCCCAAUCGCGAGCCGGCAGCCGCCCGGUGUGCGAAUCCUCGUUCCCGACGCCGCUGGCCACGGAAAGAGGCACGCAUGGGCGGUCCGCUCCAGCUGGGAGGGCCUCUCGCUCGACGACCACAUGUCUGACGUCGAGGCGUUCUGCGCGGCCGUUGGAGCGUCUGACGGCACCGUGCCGGUGGACCUCGUGGGGUACUCGAUGGGCGGCGCGACAGCAUUCGCGCUCGCAGCGCGGCACGUCAACGGCUCGGCGCCGGCUGCUAGCAGGUUGCCCGUGCGUCGCGUCGCGCUCCUCGCGCCGGCGCUGCUGGUGACGCAGGAGCUGUACGCCAUGACGCUCUCCGUCCAGCGCCACGGCGGCGUCGAGCGCUGCGUGUACAACUACCGCACCGAGGCGGAGGCGGAAGAGAUGCUUCGCCUCGUGGGGUACGCGGAGCCGCUCUGCGAGAAGCUCGCGCCGGUGCUGGCGUGGGGCCGCCGCGACCAGCCGCCUGACUUUUGGUGGAAGAUGUGGCGCGGCCUCGGCGGCGUGCAGGCGUUCGGCGAGGGCGAGGUAGACGCGGCCGUCGACGCCAAGCGGGCGGCGCUAGCCUCCUCCGGGAGCGUCCUCGCCGAGGCGGCGACGCCGGUGCUCGUCGUCCAGGGCAGCGCGGAGCUUGUGGUCGACGCGUCUGUGCCCAGGGAGGUGCGGAGGGCCGUCGGCAGCGCGUGUGACGUGGCGACGCUCGAGGGGUUCGGCCACCGCGGUCACCCGACGGACGCGUCAAAAGACUUUCUGACGGCGGCGGGUCAGGUCGUCGGGCCCUGGCUGGGACGGUGA